CUCUUAAAACGCUCAUCUCUCUCUAUCUCUCUCCCAUGUAACCAUUAUCUCUCUCCUCUCUAUCUCCAUCUCUCUCUUAUGUAACAAUUAUCUCUCUCCUUUCUCUCUUACUAUCUCUCUCUCAUAUAUAUAUAUAAAAGUCAGGUCCUGCUUCCUCUCUGCUUGCUAUCAUCUCUUCUUCUCUACAGGCAAAAACCUCAACAUGGGUCAAAAAGUGGUUCUUCUGGUCUGUCUGAUACUAUGGGCUUCGCUCGCUUCCCUAGCCCUGGCUUCUUCCGGUAAUGGCCUGGUUAGAAUUGGCUUGAAGAAGAAGAGUUUGGACCCCAAUAGUUUGCUUGCUUCUCGCAUAGCAGCAGGAGAUGGCAAGGCUUCAAAAACUCAACCUCGCAAAUUUUGUGGCCUUAGGGGCAACACGCUCAACUCUGAUGAAGACAUUAUUUCUCUCAAGAAUUACAUGGAUGCUCAGUACUAUGGAGAAAUCGGAGUUGGGUCACCUCCCCAAACCUUCACUGUGAUUUUUGACACAGGAAGUUCUAAUUUGUGGGUUCCUUCAUCGAAGUGCUAUUUCUCGGUGGCUUGCUAUUUUCAUUCCAAAUACAAGGCUUCCAAAUCAAGUUCUUAUAAGGAGAAUGGAAAAUCCUGUGAGAUACACUAUGGGACUGGGUCAGUUUCUGGCUACUUGAGCCAGGACCAUGUUCAAGUUGGUGAUCUUGUCGUGAAAGAUCAGGUUUUCAUUGAAGCUACAAAAGAACCGAGUAUUACCUUUUUGGUAGCCAAGUUUGAUGGAAUACUUGGACUUGGAUUUCAGUCGAUCUCUGUCGGGAAUGUUGUACCCGUAUGGUAUAACAUGGUUAAAAAAGGGCUUGUGAAAGAACCCAUCUUCUCUUUCUGGUUUAACCGAAAUGCCCAGGAUGAAGAGGGUGGAGAGAUUGUGUUUGGAGGUGUUGAUCCUAACCACUUCAUAGGAGAGCACACCUAUGUUCCUGUGACACAAAAAGGCUACUGGCAGUUUGACAUGGGUGAUUUUCUCAUUGGUGGCAAAUCAACUGGUUUCUGUGCCAACGGUUGUGCAGCAAUUGCAGACACUGGAACUUCCUUGAUUGCCGGACCAACUCCUAUUAUCACGGAAAUCAACCAUAAAAUUGGAGCAGCUGGAGUUGUCAGCCAGGAGUGCAAAGCUGUGGUUCAACAGUAUGGAGACAAGAUAAUGCAACUGUUAUUGGCGGAGGCGCAACCUCAGAAGAUCUGCUCCCAGAUUGGUUUAUGUGAAUUUGAUGGCUCUCACAGUGUUGGCAUGGGCAUUGAGAGUGUGGUUGAUAUGAAGAAUGGAGGGAAGUCAUCACUGAAGACUGAUUCUAUGUGCUCUGCUUGUGAGAUGGCUGUUGUCUGGAUCCAGAAUCAGCUUAAGCAGAACAUGACACAGGAUCGUAUAAUGAAUUAUAUCAACGAGCUCUGUGAGCGGUUACCUAGUCCCAUGGGUCAGUCAGCUGUUGACUGUAAUAAGCUGUCGUCUAUGCCAAAUGUUGCCUUCACUAUUGGUGGUAAAGCUUUUGAGCUUACACCACAGCAGUAUAUCCUCAAGGUGGGUGAGGGUGCUGCUGCUCAAUGCAUUAGUGGAUUCUCGGCCUUGGAUGUGGCCCCUCCUCGUGGUCCUCUCUGGAUUCUUGGAGAUGUUGUCCUGGGGGUUUACCACACCGUGUUCGACUACGGCAACUUGCGAGUCGGAUUUGCAAAAGCUGCCUAAACGAGAAUCCCACAAACAAAACCGUUUGCUUCUUCUAGUUAAUCAAUAGAUUAAUCACGGUCUUUAAUGUUAUGAUGUGUAUAUGUGUAUGUCCACACAGAUGAUAUGCUUGAUGCUUCUAAAAUGAAACCAUGUUUCUUGAUAAAC
Amborella trichopoda is the source of this 1891-nucleotide messenger RNA. RefSeq names its product cyprosin. Gene Ontology annotation, biological process: proteolysis; lipid metabolic process. Lineage: Eukaryota; Viridiplantae; Streptophyta; Magnoliopsida; Amborellales; Amborellaceae. Gene Ontology annotation, molecular function: aspartic-type endopeptidase activity. The record is from RefSeq and is a predicted model, not a curated record.